Molecule: messenger RNA, 1177 nt
Organism: Puntigrus tetrazona (Sumatra barb)
Lineage: Eukaryota; Metazoa; Chordata; Actinopteri; Cypriniformes; Cyprinidae
Gene: pcp4b
Product: Purkinje cell protein 4b
Exons: 3
Coding region: 207-398 (63 amino acids)
Cellular component (GO): cytoplasm
Molecular function (GO): calcium ion binding; calmodulin binding
Source: RefSeq, a predicted model, not a curated record
CAUUACUGUAGGAAUAAAAGAGGACAGUAAUAUUUCAGACAGAAGGGAGGAGAUUUGCCGACGGCUCUCCUAUUGGUUUAGUGCAACAGUGAUGGCAUUGAGGAGACGGCUUGUACUUUAUAAAGCUCCCUGAGAGUGAGGAAACCACUGUGAACUCGUUACAGCCGAAGCACGCCGAGGAAAACCCGUGAGAUAACACCUGAACCAUGAGCGAGAGGCAAGGAUCCGGAGCAGCCAGUGGCAACAGCAAAACCUCUGGGGCACAAGAUGCAUCCAAGAAAGACAUCCCCGAGGACUUUGACAUUGACAUGGACGCCCCUGAAACCGAGAAGGCAGCUGUCGCCAUUCAAUCACAGUUCAGGAAGUUCCAGAAGAAGAAGAAUGACGAAAAGUCGUAGUUGCCAGUGGACCGCUCUGUCCGUACGGCCCCAUCAGGACAGCAUGGUUUGAUGUUGCAUGUAAUAGAAUCCAUUCUGUAUGGACUCAAGGGGCGUGGGAGAGGGGAAAUCAAGGUCGUAAUCCGUCAAUUACUGAUUAUUUUACUGCUGUAACUGUGAAUCCUGUAGUUUAUAUUGAUAUUGGUUCUAGCUUUACUCUCCAUUCUAGCCAAGAAUAUCUGUUUUACUAUUGGUGCAUGAUUUGAUUUUUUUUUACCUCAAAGAGCUGGAUCGCUGGCCUGCCCUUUAUUUGUGAAAGCACAAUAUGUUUUCAUUGUGAGUUGCUUACAAAAUCGAUUUAAGUCAGAAACCGCGAGCGUCACGUGUAUAUAAAUAUAGAGCAGAACUUUAUUUUUGUUUCACACCAUUAGUCCUCAGCUCAUGAAAUGCUUUAGCAUCCAUUCUCAUCCCAGUGGGGUUCUAAAAAUAGUCCGUCUUUUGAAAACCCAUAUUGUUGAAUAAUUCCCAGCUCAUCUUCCCAAAUCCCUCGGUUGUGUUCGGUUCUCUUUAUUGAAUUCAGUGCUGGAUGAAAUGACUCGAGAGCGAGUGUUUGAUUGUCUAGUUUGCCGUGGCAUAUCAUAACAUUUCUGUUCGUUUUUCUUCCUUUGCAAAGGAUCAUGGCACAAUCAUCGGCCAAAUCAAACACUCAAUGAUUUCUAUCUCACCUCAGCUCCUUUCUCAACUCAGUCUGAUUGAAAAACAAACUAUUAAUAAACAUCCUUGAGUCUCUGGAAACUAAA